GGACUUAGGCGCCGGAAGUGGCGAGGGUGGGGUCGGCGGCCCCGCGGGAAGUCGGCUCAGCAAAGAUGCUGCUGGACUUGUCUGAGGAGCAUAAGGAGCACCUGGCUUUCCUACCGCAAGUGGACAGCGCGGUGGUCGCCGAGUUUGGGCGGAUAGCGGUGGAGUUCCUGAGGCGAGGAUCGAACCCUAAGAUCUACGAAGGCGCCGCCAGAAAACUCAGUGUGAGUAGUGACACUGUCCAGCAUGGUGUGGAAGGAUUAACGUAUCUCCUCACUGAGAGCUCAAAGCUUAUGAUAUCUGAACUGGAUUUCCAAGACUCUGUUUUUGUUUUGGGAUUCUCUGAAGAAUUAAACAAAUUAUUACUUCAGCUUUAUCUGGACAACAGAAAGGAGAUCAGAACUAUUUUGAAUGAAUUGGCACCUGACCUUCCCAGUUACCAUAGCCUUGAGUGGCGACUGGAUGUACAGCUUGCAAGCAGAAGUCUCCGGCAACAGAUUAAACCAUCAGUGACUUUCAAGCUACACCUUAAUCACAAUGGAGAUCAAAACACCAAAGUUCUGCAGACAGACCCAGCCACCCUGCUUCAUUUAGUUCAGCAGCUGGAGCAAGCAUUGGAGGAGAUGAAAACAAACCACUGUAGGAGAGUAGUCCGCAACAUCAAGUAGUACCGGUUUCAAGAUUUUAGUCCUUUAAAUCAUUUGUGAAUUGGUGAUAUACAGGAAUUACUUUUCAGAGUUAAUUUUUUGUUAAUUGAUGGUGAUAAGUAUCUAGAUUCCAUGAAAUUUCUUUUCCUAUUCUGGGAUAUUGAAGUUAUGAUCAGAAGCUAAAGUACAGUUUCUUCCCUGGUGCUAAAUCUGGUUAGCUUCUUAACAGAUUAAAAUGUACUUUGUAUUUUAAAUGUGUGAGUAGGAUUGAAGUAGCUAGAAAUGAAUCUUUACUGUUCAUAUCUUGUGUAUAUAUGAAUGACUAUUCUGUUUUUGGUACUUCUUUGCUUUAUUAUUUUCCUCCUUGCUGGGGAUUUAGCUCAGUGGUCUCGCUGCCAGCUGUGCAAGCACAAGGACCCGAGUUCGAUCCCCGGAAAAAAAAAAAAAAAAAAAAUUUUCCUCCUUACUGAUCAAAAUUUGAAAAUAAAAUUUACAAUGUAACACUAUUCAGAAUAUUUUCAGACUUUUUUGACUUUAAAAAGCCACAGAAUAAUUUAAAGUAAAUAUGAUUUUUAUAACUGUUAUAGGCAGUUUGUGCAUUGUUUUUCUUUGUGUUAUGCUGAUAUGUAUAGUAUUUCCCAUAUUACUUCUUUGAGUUGUCAUGGCUAAGUAGCUUAAAUAGUACUUAAAUUUGUGUAAUCAUAUAUUUUUUCAAGGGCUAAUUUUCCCCCGAUUACCCAAAGCAACUAGGAAACAUGCUGUCAUUUAUAUUUGUAAAUAGUGCAUAUAGAGUAAUAUAAUUAUUGAUUAUCUAGAUAUGAAUUUUAGUGACUUUAUAAUUUUAUUUGAAUAAAAUAUAAAAGUAGGGGAGGAAAUCCAUCUUUAUUACAUUACAAGCAAAUAUCCCUUUUUAAUUAUAAGCUUGAUUUUUAUUUUGUUCUACUUUUAAUUAGGUAAAUAAAAGCUAUUGGCUUGAAAAACUCACAAACUGAGUUUUCAGGUCAUCCUGAGAUAGUACAAAAAGACAAUGUUAGAUUUGGGGAGAAUAAUUAUAUGGAAGGGUAGAAAUGAGUAUUUAGUCUUACCUUUGUAUUCAGGGCCUUAUCCUGGGAUUUUUAUUCCUAGGAAACAGCCCAGGAAGGCCUUUAGAACCUUCAUACUCAUCAGUUGUACUCUUGGCUCUACCAGCACUUUGCCUCUCAAAAAUUUUGGAGAUCUUCAUUGGGGCAUACUGGCACAUGCCUGUAAUCCAGCACUCUGGAAGGCUAAGACAGGAUCACAAAUUCAAGCCUAGUAGGGACAAUUGAUGACCUAGCAAGACUCUGUCCAAAAUAAAAAAAUUACUAGGGAUGUAGUUUAGUAUGGAGGCCCUGGAUUCAAUCCCCAGUACUGCCUCCCCCACCAAAAAAAGUGAUUUUUAAAAUCAGAGUUCAUCAUAAUGUCUUUCUCUAUAGAAAACAAAGAAACUAACGGAACAGAGGCCAGUGGCAGAAAAGUAUGCUGGAAAUUGCCAUGGAUUGUCCCCUGCAGGUAUCUGGGCCACCCUUUUCCUACAGGUGUAUGUUCUACAGUUACAAAGCAACUGUAUUAUUAGAUAUUAGCAAACUAUAAAAAUAUUUUUAGGUCAGGCUUUUUUUUCUUCUUAAGACCUUUUUAUCAGCACUAGACAUCGAACUCAGGACCUUGCACUUGCAAGGGAGGCACAGUGCCACUGAGCUAAAUGCCCGGCCCUCUAAUCAGAAAUAUUUUUAAUUAUAGUGUCACCUCAGUUAAUGGAGUACUUAUAUUUACAGUCUGAAACAAAAAGGAACUUGAUGGAUUACAUGAAUCAGCAUAGUUCACUGGAGUGAAAAGCAACAUGUCUGCUGAGGUUAUAUGAUAAAAAUAGCUCUGUAAAGUUUCUUAUUUUUCCAAAUUGGAAGGAAAAUAAAUAAGGCUGGCCCCACCAAGACUGAAAUAAUAGCUCUGUGUCCCCUUAGCAACCUUUUUUCCACCUCUGUCCAUUCUUGCCCCAAUCAAAAGAAGAAAGUGUGUUAGUCUUAUUUACAGUAUUUAUUAGACCCAAACUCCCUGACCUCCUUUCAUUGCAGUCUACUUCUGUGCUGUUUUGCCUUCUUCACCUUUUGGGCAGAGGGUAAAUUGACAGCAGUCUUCCUACUUUUAUAAUCUGAGGCUAACUUUUUAGUACAGGCCAUCAAAUGAGUCCCUUUCAUUUCUUUCUUUUUUGGGGGGGGGGGUCGAACUCAGGAUCUUAAUGCAGGCACAUUGCCACUGAGCUAAAUCCCCAGCCCUUCAUAUCUUGUUCGAACAUUGUACACCUUAUGGACUCCUCUGCCUUGUGUUUUAUGGCAUAUUUGAUGUUUUUGUAGCUUGUAUAUGAAUAUAAUUUUCUACAGACACAGUCACUGUUCCCCUGUCUGAUAUGUCCUGACUCUGGAUAAUGUGUCUUAACAUCUAUAUCUAAAUUUUUAUUAAAGCUUUCUGGAUUAUGAGUAUGCUGAUUUUUCAAGAUUCGCUGAUAUAUGAUUAGAUUUGAGAAUCAUCCUUCAUGUCCCAAAGCCAAAAUAGUAACAUCUCAGAACAGAGUUGUGAGCACAUACCAGUAUAUGUAUCAGAGUUUACAUGUACUUUAGUCUUUGGAACUCUCUUUUAAGUGUUUAAAAAAUUUCAACAAAUUCAACAAAUUUAUUUUGUUAUUGUUAUUUCCAGCUAAUAGGAAAAUUGAUAAAGUUGCCUUAAGAAGAUAAUGAGGGCCAGGGAUUUGGCUCAGUGGUUUCGCCGCCUGCUGCGCAAGCGGAAGGAUCUGAGUUCCAUCCCCGGCACCAAAAAAAAAAAAAAAGAAGAUAAUGUAUUUUGUUUGAGAACUGAAAA
This is a messenger RNA of Heterocephalus glaber (naked mole-rat), 3515 nucleotides long. RefSeq names its product COMM domain containing 2 (gene Commd2). Lineage: Eukaryota; Metazoa; Chordata; Mammalia; Rodentia; Bathyergidae. The record is from RefSeq and is a predicted model, not a curated record.